UCUCAAAAGCCAACAAAACGACAAAAAAAUAAAAAUAAAAAAACCUCCUCAUUACACACAACAAACGAGUGGAGCGCGUAAUAAUAAUCAAACGCUUCAUUCAUUCUUUACAUAUUCAUUCACAAUCACAACCCCUUUUUGCAAAACCUAAUUCCCACUUUCUCCUUCCCUAAUCAACUGUAACACUUUUUCACAGCAAAGCAGAAUUGAUGCUUAAAAUUUGGUGGCUUCUGUUCCUCUUUUGAUCCUAAAUAACAGAAGAGGGUGAGAAUGUUGCUGGCAGGAUUGAUCAAAUAACUGAAAAGAACUGCUUGUAAAAUGGGAGGUUGCUGUUGCUCUGCCAGAAAACCUCAUCUACGUGGAACUCCAGUGUAUUACUAUUGCCCGCCAAUUUUAGAAGAGCGUGAGUCUUUAACCUCUAAUGAUGGUACAACCGAUUCACUCACUGCUGGAUUGCUGUUAGGCUUGAAUGUCGAAGAAUCAACACCUGAUACUUUCCAGCCUCCUCCUGCACCUCUGCCUUAUGACGUGGUCUUGGGAGUUCCAGUCUCGACAGAAUCCGAGUCAGGCAGAGACAUUGUUAAUGGUAAUAGUUUUGAAACUUUAAUUACAUGUGAAGGUAUUGAAGAAUCUGACCUUAAAGCUCAAGCUAAAUCUGCACCAAUAUCUCCAAGCAAGGCGGAACUGUGGAAAUCAAAUGAAUCUCUUGCAUUAGUGACAGAAGAAGAAGAUGUCUGUCCGAUUUGCCUUGAAGAAUAUGAUGUCGAGAAUCCUAAAUCUUUUACAAAGUGUGAGCACCACUUUCACCUUGCUUGCAUUCUUGAGUGGAUGGAAAGAAGUGACUCUUGUCCUAUAUGUGAUCAGGUUUGUCAGUUUACAUCAAUUUUUCUUGUUAACAUUACAAUGAAAACUGAAAAGAGGGUUUUUUUUGGAUUCUUUUGUUGGCAAAUGAAAACUGUGAAUACUCUUUUUCCUCAUAUGUUACAGGAAAUGAUAUUUGAUGAGGCACUGGACUAGUUUGGUUAUAUUAAAAGAAAAGCUAGCGAAAUACGCAAUGAUAAUUAGUUUGAUGUUGGUAUUGUGAUUCACUUUCAAAUAUACAGAUAUUUUAAAAAAGGUCUCUUUUAGUGGACCAAAUUCAUUAUGUAUACAAUCUGUGAGAAAGAUGAGGAGGUUUAUGAUAAAAUGCUACACCACAUUGCAUGUCUAAUUGACUGCAAUCACACGCAUGUUGGAAUUUUCAUUAGUGAAAAUGAGUGCAGCAUUUCUCAAGACAAAGAAAUUCAUGUUCACAGAAUGGCUUUUUCUCCCCUUGUGUUGCUUUUCUGCUCUCUCCAUUUUCUUGUACAAAUUGCUUAUAUUUAUUUGUUUUUCUAUGUUCAUUAUUUUCUUUGUAGAAAAAACAAAUGUUUACUCGUCUUGUAAAUAAUGUCUGUUUUACAUUUUGUUACGUUUUCAAUGUAUAUAUUCUGCUGGAAGCUGGGAUUCCCCAUCUUUGAUUUUAUGUGCAAUGAGUAAUGACCAGUAUAUAUUUAACCUCU
Cicer arietinum (chickpea) is the source of this 1541-nucleotide messenger RNA. Lineage: Eukaryota; Viridiplantae; Streptophyta; Magnoliopsida; Fabales; Fabaceae. The record is from RefSeq and is a predicted model, not a curated record.